CACCUUCAAGACAAUUUCUGUCAAUGAAAAUUUAUACCAGCAACAAAAUGGAUAGUGUUGACCAUCUGAUCUUUGUCAUUUUCGAUUCUUGCUCUUUAGGGUCUGGGUUUUUAUACGCAAUUACAUUUUUUUCUGUUUUGUGGCUAUUUCUGAGAUGGAGGACAGCGAAACCAAACUUUGCUCGUGGCCCAUCGUUUCUCAUGUCACAUUUGCUCCUAUUGAAGGCAGCUUUAACGAGACGAAGUGCCCCUCAGCUCUUAUUCACAGACAUAGCAAAGACAUACGGCCCAAUAUACAGUCUUUGGAUUGGAUUCAACUUUGUUACUGUCGUAACAGACUUAGAGCUGUCCAGAGAAGCUCUAAUCCGAAACCCCGACAGCUUUGCGCACAGACGAAAUGCUGCUGUCCUGGAGAGGAUUUUCCAAAAGGGGGGUGGUAUUAUUAGCGAAUCUGGCAACCCUUGGAAGGAGCGUCGCCGCUUCGGUAUGAACGCCAUGCGAAUAUUUGGUGCUGGUAAGCGUCGCCUGGAGCCUCGAAUCAACGAGGAAGCGAACUUUCUCGCGCAGAGCUUUGCCGACCACUGCGGACAACCCUUCGAUCCCAUCCCCCUGGUCAUCAACGCCGUAUCCAACAUCGUCGCCCAAAUAAGCCUGGGGCAGCGAUUCGAGUACACGGAUACUAGCUUCCAAGCUGUAGUCCGGAUCAUGCGAGAUCUCACUGAGGUGGGCAUACUAGAAGUGGGCAAUGUGUUUCCCGCCCUUGCUGACACUUUCCUGUACCAACGAAAGAGAUCCGAUUUCAGACAGCUGAAGGGUUUCAUUGAGGAGCAAGUGCGGAUCCACAGGGCGACACUAAAGGCAAACGACCCGCGUGAUCUCAUCGAUUUGUACCUCCAAGAGGCAGACAAAGAAUCAACAGACUUUUCAGAAAAAGACUUGGACAGUGAACCCGUUUUUACGGAGUCUAACGUCUGGAGAUUCAUUCAAGACAUUUUCUUUGCUGGAACGGAGACAACCGCCUUGAGUUUGUUGUGGAUUCUACAUCUCGUUACGAUGCACCCUGAAAUUCAGGAGAAAGUUCAAGUGGAAAUUGAUGACGUCAUCGGGAGAGCAAGACAGCCUACCACCUCUGAUAUGGUUUCCAUGCCCUAUACGCAAGCGACCAUUUUGGAAGUGAUUCGACACCGACCGGUUAUUCCUGUGUAUCACAGGGAAAGCCCACCGGAUGGAAACGGCAAAUUCGCCCAGUACACGGUCCCCCGUAACUCCUACUUCCUGAUCAACGUGUACGGUAUGAACCACGAUCCCAAGGUGUUUCCUGACCCGGACAUGAUCCGGCCGGAGCGAUUCCUCACCGUUGACAAAAACGGCAAACGCAUAUUCUCUGGGAAGGGUCAGCUACUCAUGAAUUUUGGAUCAGGCAAGAGGGCGUGUGUCGGGGAAAGCAUGGCCAGAACAGAACUCUUUUUGUUCGUCGUCAACCUCUUCCAGAGAUUCACCUUCACCUUCUCGGCAGAGGAUGGCCCACCUAAUCUAGAAGGCGUCCCGGGCCGUAUUUGGAGUCCUUUGCCCUUCAGACUGUGUGCGGAAACUCGCUUAUAAGAGUCUAGAGCAUAUAUGUACCUCUUUGUUAAUGCCAGUUAGUUGCGAUAUGAAGGUGCGCCAAACGUCACCCAGCCUGACAAAAACCAAGGAUUUGCUAAUGUUUGAGUCAAUUCAAGCAGAUGCCUUGGCAGGGUUGCCUGUUAUUUUUGGCCGAGUUUGUAACCAUGGCAGGGUAUGGCAGGGUAUUUGCUGACAUGAUAGAGAUUUCAAAAUCAAUUUGGUUUCCCUGCAGUCACGACAACAGGGUUCUUCACCGUUUUUCCUAUAGACGCACUAAAGAGGUUUUUCACUUGACGUAACAAGACGAGCAAAGACAUUCAGGAAGCGUACCAUUUCGUGGAGGCGUGUGCAUUUCCCAAUCUGGAUGUUUCCAUUGGCCAUUUCACGCACCGUACUCAGGAGUGCUAAAACACUUCGAAGACGCGCGUUUCGGCGUGUAUCUGUGUAAAUUGAACGCUGACCGUCAAAAAUCAUGUGACUGAAACUCCUCUACAGUGUUGUGACACG
Acanthaster planci (crown-of-thorns starfish) is the source of this 2111-nucleotide messenger RNA. Its product is annotated as cytochrome P450 2J2-like. NCBI's taxonomy places the organism in Eukaryota, Metazoa, Echinodermata, Asteroidea, Valvatida, Acanthasteridae. The record is from RefSeq and is a predicted model, not a curated record. Gene Ontology annotation, molecular function: heme binding; oxidoreductase activity, acting on paired donors, with incorporation or reduction of molecular oxygen; iron ion binding.